GAGACCAUUAGUGAGCCAGCCGGGUGACACAUUGCAUGGGAUUAUAAUUCUGAUUCUAAACAGCCAGGGAGAAGCAACCACUGGUCCCAUUGUUGGGAAAUGGAAAUCAUUUACCUCUGAAUCCAGUCCAGAAGGGGGAAUGUAAACCCACCAAAUCAUGAGCAGGUGGUGUACUCAGCACCUCCUUAAUCUGUAAGGGUCAUCAGUAAAUCAGUAAGAUUAAGAGAUUAUAUAAGAAUCCAGGUCCUCAGAUACUGACAGCAGUUUUAUAAAUCCAGCAGGAAGCUUCUGGAUCUUGGACUCCUUGGAUUUGUACAGAACUCAAAAGUCAGGCUGCUGAGCACCAUUGCAUGGUUUGGGGCCCCAGCACUGGCCACAGGAUGUGGACGGCAAUUCGCAGAUGCUUCCCAAGGGCCAUGCUGAACCCGAGGGGCUUUAGGGCCCUGCGGCAGCUGUCUGGCGGAGGUCAGGCCUCUCUGGAGAUCCCGGUCUGUCCCUCCUCACGGGGGAGGUGCUACCAGCACACCCUGGCGGCUCCGCUGCCUGUGCCCCCCCAGCCCAUGUGCACCCCCAGCCUAGGCAUCAAACGGGCCAUGUACCUGGAGCGAGAGCGCCAGCUGGAGGUAACAUGGGAGGAUGGCAGCAGCAGCCGUUAUCCACUGAUCUGGCUCAGGGAUAACUGCCAGUGUGCCCAGUGCAUGCUGCAGUCGGCCAGUGCCCGCAGCCUGCCCCUGUCCCACCUCGAUAUGGACACCGGCCUUGAGAGGGUCCUGAUCACCGAGCCCUCAAAGGUGUCCCUAGUGUGGCCGGACCAGCACAUCAGCGAGUUCCACGCCUCCUGGCUGAAGAAGCGGUGCUUUUCCUCCAGGGCGCGCCAAGAGAUGCAGGAUGAGCUCUUCCUCAACCAGCGAGUCUACUGGGGCUCCGAGCUGCAGCUCCCCACCACCAGCUUCCAGGAGGUUCUCCAUGAUGACAAAACCGCACUGGCCUGGCUUGCCACCCUGCGACGCACUGGCAUAGUCUACCUGAAGGGGGCAUCGCUGGAGCAAGGUCAGGUGGCCAAAUUGAGCCAGAGGAUUGGCUACCUUAGGCUGACUUUCUACGGGCACACGUGGCAGGUCCAGGACAAGCCAACAGCCAACAAUGUAGCCUACACCUCUGGAGACCUUAGCCUGCACACGGACUACCCCGCCCUGCACCACCCACCGGGCGUGCAGUUUCUGCACUGUCUCAGCCAGGCCCAGCAGGGCGGCGACAACGAGGUGGUCGACGGCUUCCACGUGGCCUACCAGCUGCGGCAGCAGAACCCGGAAGCCUUCCGGAUCCUCUCCUCGCUCCGGGUGGACUUCACCGACACCGGCUCGGAUUACUGCGACUUCGCCGUGCAGUCGAAGCACCGCAUCAUCGAUGUCGACUCUGAAGGGCAGGUUGUGAGGAUCAACUACAACAACGCUACCCGAGACUCAGUGUUGGACCUGCCUCUGGAGCAGGUCCAGCCUUUCUACUCGUCCCUGAGAGCCUAUGUGGACCUCAUGACCCGGCCCGAGAACGUGGUCACCUACAGGAUGGAGCCGGGAGACAUCAUCACCUUCGAUAACUGGAGGCUGCUGCACGGACGGCGCACCUACACGUCCGAUCCGGUGAGGCCGCGACACCUGGAGGGGGCGUACCUGGACUGGGACGAGGUCAUGUCUCGCCUUCGACUCCUGCGUAGGGCCGUCUACGGGGGGUGCUGACAGGUUGCUUUUAAUAAACAAGGAGAUCCCACACCCCCAUGCAGGACACAAUGUUCAUUUCUAAGGAUGGAGCGUUAAGGCCACACCCACCUUCCUCAGUCACCUGCACGCUCGGAGUGCCUUUCCUCUGAGGUCACCCCUCUGCCGCGGAUCGGUCCGGACCCCCGACCCCAUCGGGCUUGGGGCCCAGCUCCUUACGCAUUGCAUUGUGGGUGAUGCUUUUUGCGUGAAUGUAUGCAGGAUCCACUCCCACUCAAGUGGUUCCCAAAUAAUAGCAUUUUUCUGUAUUUCAUUAAGGGAUUUUGGUUAGUUUUAUGGCGUCGUCUUAAUACUUAACAUGGGCUGUUUGAAUGUAGUAGUAUGAUUUUGAAUAAGAUGAUAUGAGGAUAUAUAGGAAAUAUUUCCAGGUCUUAAAUUAAUUCUUAUAAAAUCAGCUAUUUUAUGCGAGUUUAAAAUGCAUAAUUUUAAAAUAACACCAAGUAUAUUUUUAUUUAAAUUACGUGAGAUCAGUUAAAAUAUACCAUUUUAAUUUUCAAACAACAAUAAUUGUUUCUUGUAUGUAAUGUUGGAAAUCCAUGUAUGUCUGUAGAACAUGACUUUUGUAAAUCGAGAUCCCUCAGCACAUGUACAAUGCAAUACCUAACAAUGCAAUACCUAACAAUGCAAUACCUAACAAUGCAAAACCAGAGAAUAUUUAUGGCGUAUAUAUGAAUUAUGCAAUACCUCAUCUAUUUUUUAUACAGACAGAGAUGCACAUAAAGACUCGUGGGUGAAAUGUGUCGUAUGAUGUAUAAGGGUCAUUAAAAUCAUUUACUGUUGAA
Molecule: messenger RNA, 2557 nt
Organism: Brienomyrus brachyistius
Lineage: Eukaryota; Metazoa; Chordata; Actinopteri; Osteoglossiformes; Mormyridae
Gene: bbox1
Product: butyrobetaine (gamma), 2-oxoglutarate dioxygenase (gamma-butyrobetaine hydroxylase) 1
Exons: 8
Coding region: 351-1736 (461 amino acids)
Biological process (GO): carnitine biosynthetic process
Cellular component (GO): mitochondrion
Molecular function (GO): gamma-butyrobetaine dioxygenase activity; iron ion binding
Source: RefSeq, a predicted model, not a curated record